AUGGCAUUGAAGUUUCCACUAUAUGGAAACAACUUUUCAAGACUACCUUCCGGCCUCUCUCAAAUCCCGUGUCUCAAGUGCCUCGAUUUGUCGGAGUGCACAAGCCUUGUAGAAUUGCCGGACCUCCCAUCAAGCAUAGCUAUUCUCAGAGCAGAUGGUUGUGACUCACUUGAAAUUGUAAGAGAUUUAUCAUACUAUAAAUGGUUGUGGAAAGUCUCACUUUGGAGGAGAGCGAAUAAGAGGGUACUACUUUCUAUGCUUGAGGGAAAUGCAGCUGAAGAUCGCUUUAUGAGUGUCGUAAAUCCCGUUAUUGAACCAUCGUCACGUAUUUUUACGAGAUUAGUUACAUUGCAACUUCCAAGCAACUGGUACAGUGACUUUAGUGGACUUUUAUUAUUCUUACGUGUUGAUAAUGGUGGUGGGUGGAGUUAUGACAUAGAUAUUAAGCAGGAGACGUCAACAUAUGAUUACUCUGAAGAGUCAGAUGAAGAUUGGGGACAAUGUAUGUAUGAAAGGGUGGGUUAUGUACCCUUUAAUUCAUUGCGGCACAUCUCAUGGUUGAAUCCUACAUACACUAAAAAUAUUUCAUUUCAGACUGAUAAGGGUGGUCUUAAUGUGGAACUUGUUCGUAGUAAAAAUAAAAUAGUUGAUUUAAACGAAAACCCAAUCGAUUACUCAGAAGAAUGUUGGGAUGAAGAAGAGGAAGAUAGAAAGACAUUUGAAAUCAUGUAUGAUUCACAUUCCUCUAAUAUUCGGAUUUCAUGGCAUCAUUAAUAGUUGACCUGGGCAUUAGUGUUGCUGGUAUAUCUUCCUAGAUUUUGUUUCAAGGGUCAUCAACAACUAUUAGUAGAUCUCAGUUUCAACAUUAUUGGGCCCA
Molecule: messenger RNA, 877 nt
Organism: Helianthus annuus (common sunflower)
Lineage: Eukaryota; Viridiplantae; Streptophyta; Magnoliopsida; Asterales; Asteraceae
Exons: 3
Coding region: 1-774 (257 amino acids)
Source: RefSeq, a predicted model, not a curated record